Maudiozyma barnettii is the source of this 1599-nucleotide messenger RNA. It is a transcript of the gene HFD1, whose product is annotated as hexadecenal dehydrogenase. Lineage: Eukaryota; Fungi; Ascomycota; Saccharomycetes; Saccharomycetales; Saccharomycetaceae. Bases 1 to 1599 code for a protein of 532 amino acids. The record is from RefSeq and is a predicted model, not a curated record. Gene Ontology annotation, molecular function: aldehyde dehydrogenase (NAD+) activity. Gene Ontology annotation, cellular component: cytoplasm. Gene Ontology annotation, biological process: aldehyde metabolic process. The transcript has a single exon.
AUGAGAGAACUACAUUAUACUCCGCUAGAUCUUAUAGAUACUAAACUAGCAGUUUCUAGUGAAACUUUCUUUGAAAGGCAAAAGGAAUUAUCACAGGCCAAGAAUAUAAGAAAAACUGACCUACAAUUUAGGUCCAAACAAUUAAAAAAAUUAUAUUAUGCUAUUAAGAAGAAUGAGAAAAACCUGAUUGAUGCCAUGUAUGAGGAUUAUCACCGUGCUCCCCAAGAAUCAAUGCAAUUGGAACUAAUCCCGUUGUAUAAUGACAUUUUGAAUAUGAUCAAAAAUCUAUCCAAAUGGAUGAAGCCAAAACGUAUAUGUGACAUGUCUCCAACAUAUAUGUUAGGUAAAACUUAUGUAGAAAAGAUUGCUAUGGGUAGUACCUUAGUUAUAUCCCCAUGUAAUUUUCCUGUUCUGCUAGCAUUAACACCCGUCGCCAACGCUAUCGCUGCUGGUAAUACUGUGAUCUUAAAACCAAGUGAGAUGACUCCAGCAACUGCAAUUGAAAUGGAAAGAUUGAUUGAAGAGGCGGGUUUUCCUCAUGGCUUGUUACAAGUUGUCCAAGGUGCUAUCCCAGAAACCACCCAAUUAAUCAGAUCCAAGACCCUGAAUAUGAUUUUUUACACCGGUUCCCCAAAUGUUGGUUCUAUUGUCGCCCAGGAGGCUGCUAAAAAUUUGAUACCAUGUGUCCUAGAGCUGGGCGGUAAAUCACCAGCGUUUAUGACUCAAAAGUUUAAUAUCAAAAAUAAUUCUAAAUUGAGGACGGCCAUAAAGAGAAUAUUUUUUGGUGCAUUUAGUAAUGGUGGUCAAAUAUGUGUUACCCCUGAUUAUUUAAUGGUUCAUGAAUCUAUUUACGAUAAAGUGUUGGAACAAGCGAAGAUAGUUUUGGAUGAAAUGUAUCCCACCUUUAACAGCGAUUUAGAUUAUACUUAUGUAGUUGGGGAAAGAGCAUAUAACGCAAUCAGAAAGAAAGUCGAAGCUUCAAAUGGUGAGAAAUACAUACCUGAAUCUGCAAAAGGGUUUGUCACUGACGUUGAUAAGGGUCUAUAUUGUGUUCCACCAACUUUGAUCUCAGAUUGUUCAUGGGAUGACUCAUUAAUGGAAGAAGAGAACUUUGGUGCUGUAUUACCCAUUUAUAAAUAUUCAGACUUAGAUGAAACUUUAGACAUGAUUAUUAAGAAAAAUGAUCAACCAUUAGUGCAAUAUAUUUUCUCUGAUUCUGAACAUGAAAGACAACAUAUCUUAACCCGUUUAAGAUCUGGGGACUGCAUUAUUGGGGAUACUAUAAUCCAUGUCGCCAUUCAAGAUGCUCCAUUUGGUGGUAUUGGUAAGUCAGGAUACGGUAAUUAUGGUGGCAUCUAUGGUUUUGAUGCCUUCACUCAUGAAAGAACUGUAUUUAAACAACCAUAUUGGAUGGACAAGAUGUUAUUUAUGAGGUACCCACCAUAUAACAAGACGAAAUUAAAACUUGUCGAAACUGCUACGGAACAACAACCAUGGUUUGAUGAGAAUGGUAAUACACAUUGGUACCGCAAUAAACUAUUAUACUUAUUCCCUGUUGUCGGUGUUGCUGUAGCUGCAGCUUGUAAUCAAUAUACUUAA